CUGACAUCCGCGGCGUAAGUCUCCGAUGCUUACCUUUGAUGAUUCAAAGAGUCUGAGUCACGCUUAACGAAGCAGACCUCAUUGCGGGAAGCACGUGAGCAAAUCAAGCUUCCCAAACAUUUCCUGCGUCGGUUCUUUUUGCGCUAGUCGAGCCUUGGGAAGCUUCAUUGUGAAGCAAAGGUGCAAAUGAAGACCCCGUUCUGUAUGAAAAGGUUGCGCCUCUAUAGAUACGUGUCGCGGCCGUCGCACAUGCGCUCAUCUUGCCGAAUUGCGUCGAAUUGCGUCGAGCACGGGGCGCUUUUGACCCCGCAGACAGCUGAGCAGAGCAGAUGAUGUUCGAGGCUUAAGGGCAGCAGCUUUCCAACACGAACAUCCAUCCUCCUUGCGCAAGUCUCUUGGGAAGAGACGCGUAGUCCUCGGAUCCAUCAACUGAUAGGCGUUCUAUUCUGGUCUUUGCAUGUACCUGCGUAGGUUGCCGACCCAGCCGAUCGGAGCAGAUCCAUCCCGCAGCGCUCGACCAAAUAGCGCAAUCUGAAUGCAGUCAGUCGUGAGUCAUCGUGAUUCACAUUGUCUGUCUAGAUCAGACGUGUGCAGCGAAGCCCAGCAGCGAGCAUUUCUGACGCAGGCUUACGCUGGCUGGCGCAAGGGCCGUCUUGCCACGCAGGGAGAGGGCGGCCCGUGCAUUCGCAUCAGAAGCCCGGUUCCCUUGCAACGACUUGUUAGCUUGAUAUGAGAGUCACAAGUACACCAAGCGCAAGACGGUACACACGCUUCGUCCGCAGCGCUCAGAUAUGAGGUCAUUACCGCACGGCGGUCGAGCCUCUUCCCUCAAUCGGGCGCCUCGAUCGCGAUGGGAUCCUGCGGCAUCGGAGGGCUUUUGGUCUUUGGACACGCACGCGCCUCCAGUGUCUCGGCGAACUGUCUAGAGGUCCACGCCUACACGCUUGUGGGAUGUCUGAACCAUUUCUCAGCGUACUGAUAAAAUGACGAGACUAUAUUGGGAGAAGCUUCAUUCCAGGCCUGAUCGAGGGGACAUGGAAGAAGCAAAGAACCGGGAGCCAGCUCGCAGCGCGAUCAGAUCUCUUCUGCACCCCGAGUACAUCUAUGUGCGGUCGUUGCCGUCAGGCUCAGGCUGGAGUCUCGCCGAGCAUCAUCCAUCGACUGCACCUCGUCUGAAGAAGACCGCGUGUGCAGCCGCUUCACAGUCCAAAAUGAGGUCUUCAUCGCAUUACGUCGCCGUGUAAGAGACGUUCAUAAGAUUCCAGCACCUACCCCUAAUCGCUUUGGUCGAAGCGCUGAUGGCAUCACCUUUCGGCUCCUUGGGUCUCUACACGGGUCUGUACACUGCCAAUUACGUGCCAAUAGCUAAGACUAUAAGACUGCUGGACGGUUUUACCGUAUAGAUGGCGCCUUCU
This is a messenger RNA of Ceraceosorus bombacis, 1415 nucleotides long. Lineage: Eukaryota; Fungi; Basidiomycota; Exobasidiomycetes; Ceraceosorales; Ceraceosoraceae. The record is from the annotation of a GenBank genome assembly.